UAGUGCUGGCAAAGAGAGCCAGCCCAGUGUACCCUCAGUACAGAGCUGGGGAAGAAAGGUUAAAGACGGCUGGAGACUGUUGGUUCCAGCAACAUGGAGGAUAAUGUCAGCUUGAAGUUCUAUCAGCAGCUUCUGCUCAUUGACGAAAGUCUGGUGGCUGAAGAUGUAGCAGCUUUAAAAUUUCUCUGUACUGACUUUCUCCCGUUCAAAAAACUAGAAGGGGUGAAGUCAGCAGUGGACAUCUUUCAGCUUCUUAUGGCUGAAGAAUAUCUGAAUGAGAAAGAUACUUUCCUACUAGCUGAACUCUUAUACAGAAUUAGAUGUCAUUCCUUGCUCAAGAAACUUGGUUAUACCAAAGAGAAAGUGCAAGAAUGUCUGCGUGAGAAAGGAAAAGUGUCUCCAUACAGGCAGAUGCUGUAUGAAUUGUCAGAGAACAUUACUGAUGAGACGUUGAAGGAUAUCAUAUUCCUCCUGAAAAACUCUCUUCCAAAGCGACGGAUAAUUCUGUCUGCUCUGGAAUUGCUGAUUUUAUUGGAAAAACAGGGCCUUUUAACUGAAAACAAUGUACAGAUACUGGAGGAAAUCUGUAUGAAUGUUUCGCCUAAUCUCCUGGAAAUAGUAAACUGCUACAAAAGGGCAAAAGUGUCUCUGCCUCAGCAGGAGAACACCAUGCCCAUUGAGGAAUCUUCACUGUCUCACACUGGAGGCAUCAAAGUAUUCACUUUCUCAGAGGAGACCUCAAUCAAAUCAGUCGGUUUUAAUAUCAAUGAUAACAAAGCAGCUUGUCUUACACAAGGCUUCUCUGAAAUGAACCUGGAGCUGCCUGGAGAACUCAGCAAUGCAGAAAAUAAAUCCAAGAAGAUGACAAGCUACAAAAUGGAUGGGCCACACAGAGGAUUGUGUCUUGUCAUUAAUAAUGUUACAUUCGAUAAGUCUCUUAAUGAAAGGAGGGGUUCUUCCAAGGAUGCUGAGGAACUGAAGCGAGUAUUCGCAUGGCUUGGUCUAGAUGUGAUGAUUUACACAGAUCUGACUUCUCAGGAGAUUAAAGAACUCAUGCGAACUUCGCAGCAUUUUGAAGGUCACAAAGACAGCGACUGUUUUAUAUGUUGUAUUCUAUCUCAUGGAGAGUCAGGAGCAGUCUAUGGGAAAGAUGAGGAACUUGUAUCAAUCCGCACAAUCAUGUCCCACUUCACUGCAAAACAGUGUCCACAGCUGGCGGAAAAACCUAAACUCUUCUUUAUCCAAGCAUGCCAGGGUAAAGAGGUACAGUGUGCUGUCUCUGUUCAAGCUGAUGCACGAAUUCCAGACUCGUCUUCCAUGCAACAGAUCGUUUCUCCUUCUGAAAGUAUUCCUGAAGAGGCUGAUUUCCUCUUAGGCAUGGCCACAAUUGAUGGAUAUGUGUCCUUCCGGCAUGUUGAAGAGGGUGCUUGGUAUAUUCAGGCCCUGUGCAGCAAGCUACAGCUGUUGGUACCAAGGGGUGAAGAUAUUUUGUCGAUUCUUACCGAAGUUAAUGAAGAUGUGAGCAGACGUGUUGACCGCUUAGGCACAAAGAAGCAAAUGCCCCAACCAGCAUAUACCUUAAGAAAAAAACUUAUAUUCCCAAUACCUACAAACCCUCCUCCUUCACAGCAAUAUGGAGGCUUUUAAAAUACAUCCUUUUAUCAGCACAUUUCAUUUAAAUGUAAUUCACCACACUACCUGUUUUAAGGCAGUUAUCCAGAAUCCUGAGGAACUGUUAGCUUCAAGGCAAAGCGUCAUAAUUUUUUUACCAUGCUGUGAAACUGGAGGAGACACAAUUAAAACAAUCCAUGUGCUAGCUAAUUACAUCAUCUAUAUAUUCAAUGUUAUCAGGGUUGGGAGAAGCAUGCUGCACUCAUGUUAAAUGGUUUUGUACCUGCAAAGACUACAGACAAAAAAGUGUCCUUCUGACAGCAGAAGGAUUGCAGGUAGCCUUUCAUAUUUAAACCAAGAUUGUUAAUAGUCUGCUUUAGGCUCAUUGUGAUUUAUUUUGCAGGCUAGCAAUUUUAAAUCCCACCUCUAAAUCCACUGGGUAUGUUCAGAGAGAAAGACAAAGGUGGGAACAAAGAGGAGAAAGCACAAGUAGUAAGUGGAAAAGGAUUUUCAUCUUAAUUUAAAUUACGUUUAACUUAAUGGAGAACUAGUUAACUAUUGAAAUCAGUAAUUUGUUCCAUGAUGCACACUGGUACCAUGUAAUGGCUAAUAUAAACCUUGUGUACCAGGAUAUCUUUCCAAAACUGAUUAAAGCCAAGAUGCUGCAUAGUAUUCCCUCUGUGAAACCUUGUGAACUGUCACUUGCCCAUCACUUCUGGGAGGAAGAGUUAGGGUAGAAGAUUUGCAUGCUAUGAAAUAUGACAUUCAGCAGUGUAUCUGUGUAGGUUUAUCAGGUUAACUUUGUUAAGCAUUAAAUUUUCUGAUUAUUGUUUCUUGUUUUAAGAUCUAAAGUGCAGCCAUGUGAGGAACAAGGCUCUUUGAUUAAGCUUCCAAUAGAGCAUUUUGUGAGUUAACUGAAAUAACGUCACAUUGUUUUGUUAUGAGCAUUUAUUAUGGAUGCCUGUUCCCUUCCUGUUUGUUACUGCAUUAAAUUCAUACUUCUGUUUGAGAACUUGAAGAGGUAAAAAUUAUGUACUGUGGUAAGCCUUAUCUUUGUUUCUGACUGGCCCCUGUACUUUUGGGGACUGCAUUAGUGGGUUUUAAAUACCUCAGGGUUUAAGUGGAAGUGAAACCUAGUUUAUUUCAGCAAAACACUGGUUGUUAUAGAUGAUUAACAGCCAUAAGUUAGGGUGGAAAAAUUGAAAGAGGGCUGUCUAGUACUGUUGGAUGCAAUUUUUAGCUUGCACUGUUCAGGAUUUUUAGGAGGGGAGUUUUGCAUCAUACAGAGCAUUGAAAUGCAGCCAGCUUGCCAAAACAUAGUGGUCA
Messenger RNA from Strigops habroptila (Kakapo), 2937 nucleotides. RefSeq names its product caspase 10 (gene CASP10). Gene Ontology annotation, biological process: proteolysis; negative regulation of extrinsic apoptotic signaling pathway via death domain receptors. The coding region runs from base 94 to 1647 and encodes 517 amino acids. The transcript is spliced from 10 exons. NCBI's taxonomy places the organism in Eukaryota, Metazoa, Chordata, Aves, Psittaciformes, Psittacidae. Gene Ontology annotation, molecular function: protein binding. The record is from RefSeq and is a predicted model, not a curated record.